Molecule: messenger RNA, 6245 nt
Organism: Oncorhynchus keta (chum salmon)
Lineage: Eukaryota; Metazoa; Chordata; Actinopteri; Salmoniformes; Salmonidae
Product: sine oculis-binding protein homolog
Biological process (GO): animal organ development
Cellular component (GO): nucleus
Source: RefSeq, a predicted model, not a curated record
AUGUAUCUGUUGAGAUUCGGGAGGGGUGGCCGCCAGGUGUUGGGUUACAGCGCGGAGGCCCCUCCCUGCUCUCUGGGAUUUAGAGAGAGGGGUUGUUAGUCGGCGGCGGUAGGGCGGCAGCAGCAGCCCACAGCACCCAUGUUCAGUGGAGAGUCAGUGGAAGGUGCCCCCAGAUGACCGACGCAGACGUCUGGGAAUGACAGCCGCUGUCACAGAGAGUGACAGCUUUCGCUCUCUGUCGCCGCACCUUGACUAGCCUUGACUAUCCCCGGAGUGACGCGCUCUAUCAGUCGCACGCCAAAGAAGUGACACGGAGCCGGUCAGAACUAUGCCAGAGAUGGAGAAAGGGAGACCGCCGGAAAACAAACGCAGUAGGAAACCCGCGCACCCCGUCAAGAGAGAGAUCAACCAAGAGAUGAAGACGUUUGCAGAGAGCACCAUGAAUGAGCUCCUAGGCUGGUACGGCUAUGACAAGUUGGAGCUCAGAGACUCCGAGGCCACCGAGAUACGGAACUACCCCAACCGUGAGAGACGCCAGCAGCACGUCUCAGUUCUUAAAGAAAACUCAGUGCCCAAAACCAAGAGCCUAGACAGCCCAAAGACACUGGCCAUGAGGAGUGGAGAGAGAGAAUCAUCCAGAGUCCCCUCUUCCUCCCCCGGUUCCUCCUCUCUGACCAGCCCUAGGGAGCAAAAGAGUGCCCCCGUAAUUGUCCCGCUUAUAAAGCCAUCGGCAGUGGAAGACGUGCAGAAUGUUCAGAUAGUGUGUGUGUGGUGUCAGAAGGAGGGGGUGAAGCGCUACUCUCUUUGUAUGGGCACCGAGCUGAAGAGCUUCUGUAGUGAGAAGUGCUUCGCCGCCUGCCGACGGGCCUACUUCAAACGCAACAAGGCCCGGGAUGAGGACGUCCAUGUAGGGGAGAGGUCCCCCCAACACACCCCUGCUGAUGACUCACCACGACUCGUGCUGAACAGUGGAGGUGCCAGAGUGUGCAACUGGUGCAAGCACGUCCGCCACACCAAAGAGUACCUGGACUUUGGCGCCGGUGAGGAGCGGCUCCAGUUUUGCAGCACCAAGUGUCUGAACCAGUACAAGAUGGAUGUGUUCUACAGAGAGGCCAGGGCCACUCUCACCAGCUCCAGCCCAGGAAGACCAACCCAGGAGGGGAGGCCCGAGUCCACCGGAGGGGUCCAGAACCAGAAGCUCCUGACCCCUGAAUCGUGGAGCAGCAAUGCUGGGGACGUGAGGGGGACGACCAGGUCGCCCAAAGGUCAGACGCCUAUCAAUGGUACAGCGGCACCAAGGACUGUGUCUCCAUCCGAGGCGUCAUCUUCGUCCUUGAAGGUUAACAUUUCAGGACUGAGGCACCUGGAGAGGCACGUCCUGCCACCACCCGCGCAGGUAGCAUGCCACCACCCCGCCCCCCCCCUUCCUCACCCCCCCAUGGAGCACCACAAGGCCAUGCCUCAGAUCCCGCUGCCCUUCAUCCGGCCCCCUCUCCACGCCCAGGGCCUGAAGAGCCCCCUGGCCAACCCCCCCAGGGGCCACCCUGGCCCCCCUUCCAGCCCCAUCCACCAGCCUCCCCCUCACUCCCCCCAUCACCCCCACCAACCGCACCUCCAGCCCCCAUCGGCCACCUCCAUGAACCCACCCGGAAUACACCCAUACCCGGGGGCCUACUUCCCAGGCUUGCACUCCCCCCCUAUCAACAUGAGGGGGCUCCGUGGCCCCGUGCCCAUGCUCCCUAUGAUGAACUUCGGGGGAUGGCCGUCUUUAGGCCCCUUCUUCCCCCAGCCCACGGUCCUGGUGCCCUACCCCAUCAUUGUACCAAUCCCAGUCCCCAUCCCCAUCCCUAUCCCAAUACCCAUACCCCCUAAAUCUGCUCCUCCAGAAGCCCCAGGGGUCCCCCACAGUGGGGUUAUCCAGCCCGUGCCGGAGGGGAUAGAGGGGGGACGCUCCAGGGGUGUCAAUUUGCCUUCUCCCAAGAGCUUGGUGGCCAACAGAUUGGGUAGAACCACCAACCAGGGUCUCCCCUCACCCUCAGACCACCCCAGAAGGGACAUCACAGAUUGGGUGAAGUCGGAGAAGCAGGCUCAGUCACCCAUGUUGAUCCAUCACAGUGCAGUGUCCUCCCCCAGGGCUCGAUACGAUGCUUCCCCAUCUUCCACCUCAGUGAUUGAGGGGCUGUCAGACUUUAAGCUGAGCCAGCAGCAGCAGCCAGAGAGGCAGGUCAUCCAGAGAGUGCUCCAGAGGACCCCGGUCAAGCUGGAGCCCAACCCCCACGGAGUGGUGGACCUGUCGGGUCCGGGUGAGCCCGGAAUGGGGCAAGGCACCAGGCCGGUGGAUACCAGAGUGGACCACCACAACCACCACCAUGACAUUAUCAAACCCACCCCUCCACUAACCCAGUCACCCCUCUUCUGCACAACACCGCCUACCCCCAGAGCCCUAACAUACGACCCCCCUCAGACACCCCACCAACUCCCAGAGGGGAAUGCAAGCCCUCCCUGCGAUACCGCCACCCCCGCCCCCUCAACACUCCCAGACGUCCCCAAACAAACAACACCGUCAUCAUCCCCCGAUCCUCCUCCCAGCCCAGACUCCUCCCAGUCUCAGAGAGAGGCCCCGCCUCUUGGCCCUGACGCCGCCCUCAGUGAGCUGGAGGCAGUCAAAGAGAACAGCUGCUCCAAUGGCCAGGUCCAGCUUCCAUCCCUCCCCACCAGCCAAUCAGAGGGGCCCUUAGCCGCUGGCGACUCCGAGGACCCCCACGUCCCAGAUGAGGACCAUGCCUAUGCCCUGCCCACCCCCAACCUUACACCCACCAGAACGGGCAGUGCCCCCACCAACACCCCCACCACUCUCCUCCUGCCCAAGCUUAGGGACAAGGGUGUUCUACUAUGCCCACCGAGUGUGGCUGGGCCUGGGGAUAUGGAGCCUGCUCUGAAGAGACGGUGCCUCCGCAUCCGAGAUCAGAUCAAGUAGGGAAGGGAGCGGUACCAGAUCCAAUGCCCCGCCCUCUUGGGUACAUCACCAGCACCAACGCCCUCCCUCCAACCCAUUACUCAGCCACCUGGGAGAUCAACUCCACCCUUCUUCUGACCCCGACGUGCCAAUUAAGGAAGCAGUCCAUUGGGAGAAGCAGUCCAUUGGGAGAAGCAGUCCAAUGGGAGAAGCAGUCCAAUGGGAGAAGCAGUCCAAUGGGAGAAGCAGUCCAAUGGGAGAAGCAGUCCAAUGGGAGAAGCAGUCCAUUGGGAGAAGCAGUCCAUUGGGAGAAGCAGUCCAUUGGGAGAAGCAGUCCAUUGGGAGAAGCAGUCCAAUGGGAGAAGCAGUCCAAUGGGAGAAGCAGUCCAAUGGGAGAAGCAGUCCAUUGGGAGAAGCAGUCCAUUGGGAGAAGCAGUCCAUUGGGAGAAGCAGUCCAUUGGGAGAAGCAGUCCAUUGGGAGAAGCAGUCCAAUGGGAGAAGCAGUCCAUUGGGAGAAGCAGUCCAUUGGGAGAAGCAGUCCAUUGGGAGAAGCAGUCCAUUGGGAGAAGCAGUCCAAUGGGAGAAGCAGUCCAAGAGCUCAAUGUGGACUUCCAGUACAUUCACAGCACAAGUGUGUGUGUGUUUGUGUGUGUGUGUGUGUGUGUGUGUAUGUACGCUGUAUGUACCUUUAUGUGGCAUUUCUGGACCUUCCCAAGAGACAGACAAUUCCAUCUCAGAUCUCUCCCAUAGUCCAGGAGCCUAUGAAGCCAGCCCAAAGAGCCCACUCAGCCCAGUUCCAAUCCUCAGCCAUAGUCAGGGGCUCUACACUGCACUAGAUGGUAGGCUGCUAGGCUACGAUCAGCAGCCUUGUGUGGUCUUCUCCAAUGGAGACUGAACCUGAUCUCUUUCCUGGGGAAAUGGUUUGUUUUCUCUGCCCGGCUCCACACAAAGAGCCACAUUGUUCCUCUCCCCCAUAUCCCACACUGACUCUCCUACUCUGGUUUUGGGUUACCUGGCUAACAGGGGCUCAGGCUUCAGGAGGAGUUUGUCUUUUUAAAUAGUUCUGUCUGACGGAGGGCCAGGAAUAUGUGUGUACCCUUCUCCUUCUUCCCUGUCCUUUCCACCCCACAGUCCCCUCUCCAAUGGUACACACACUAGUCCUAAAGUGUGACUCUGACACCAAUUGCUUGUUAAUGUCCUCUUCCCCUCCUAUUUCCCCCCCUCUAUGGACGAGGGGACGAGGGAAGUUCAGCCCAUUUUUCUCUGGUGGUUUUCUGUUUGAAAGAGGGAUGGAGUCCCUUGGGGCAAUGAAAAAUGACAAAAUAAUUAACUGUAAACUAUGUAAUAUGAUAAUGAAAGAGUCCCAUAUAUCAUGAAAUCCACUAUUUGUGACUUGCCUGAGACCGGAAGACUUGUGUCAGCUCCCCAAAACUAAUGCCUAGGUUUUGGCUCGAAGGGCUAACACAGUCUUGUGGUGCGCCGGAGCCCCAGCUUUCGAACCCAGUCAUUUGAUUUACAACACUGACUCGGCCAUGGGACAGAGGUAGAUCAUUUCAGUGUCCAAACCUACUCACUCUGUUGACGCUCUUUAUCUUACUCAGAGGACUCCUUUUGGUGGGUUUGGGCAGUCAUGUUACCAGCCAUGGUAUUAUUUUGAACUGUCAAAGGCUGCAAAAAAGCAGCUAUCAGUAUUACAGUUUCCCCUAGUCUGGGGGUUUAUAAUGAUGAUACUAACUAUAAGCCUGGUCCCAGAUCUGUUCAUGCUGUCUUGCCCACUCUUCUGGUCAUUGUCAUGCCAAACAGCACAAACAGAUCUGGGAUUAGCCUGAAAACGAUCUAGUGGUAGCAUCAUCAUCUGGAGGCCUUGCCAACACUCAUCGUCACAUUGUGAGAAUUCACUUUUAGUUUUUGCUUUACAUAGACUUUGACUUUAUAAUAAUUUAUGAAUGAUGCCUUCAUAGAUCUCCAGAAAGUGCUUUGUUGAUUUUUAUUUUGAUCCUGAUUAUUAUACUGUAUUUGUUUGCGAGUGCCGAAGCUCUUACCAGUGUCCAAAUGUUUUGUUUGAAUUUGUCCACUAGAGUGCAGUGUCUGUCUAUGGAACAUAGCAACUACCUGUCUCAUAUACCUUAUAUAAAUAGAGUUUUCAAUAGCGUACACAAUUGUUCAUUCAACCAUACAUUUACUGCCAAUUAUAAGUCUUGUCUUUUUUCACGACAGCCCAGUUUCAACAAUGCCUCGAUCCAGCCACAGAACAUCACCUAUUGCCAUCACUAUAGCCAAAGUAGAACAUUGCCAAAAUCAUAGAAAUACAAUUCCUAGAAGGAUGUCCCCAUUCAAGUCAAUGAGGCCAUAAUGGGUCAUUCUAUUUCUAUGGCCACAACAACAUUGCCAAGUCAUUGGCUGGAAAGCAGACUCCUUGCUGCGGGGGAGUGACCACACUGGCUUUCCAGGGUCUUUCUAUAGUCAUGACCUCGAAUAGCCUCCUGACCCACACUCCCCUCUCUCGCACACCCACACAAACACGCACACACAUGCCUCUGCAAUCUCAAAACUGCAUUCCAAAAAGCACGUCAAUCAGCAUGUGUAACCAUGGUGAAAAGUAGCUAAUUCCAGUCAACAUGCUCACCCCAGGUUAUACCCUGUAGUGUCAUUGUAAUCUUAGUCUGGCCAAGGGACUGUGUCAACAACUAUAUGAGUCGUGGUGGCGUCACUUGGCAUCUCUAUACUAUCAGUCUUGUGAUAUCGGGGAUAGUCCCCUAGCCAUACCUUUAGUGCAGUGUUUCCCAACCCUGGUCCUCCAGGACCCCCAACACUACACAGUUUAGCUGUAGACCUUGACAAACACACCUCAUUCAAGUCAUUGAGGGCUUGAUGAUUAGUUGACAAAUUAAUAAGGUGUCCUUGUCCGUGGUUACAAUAAAAAUGUGUGCUGUUGGGGGUGUUGGGAAACACUGCUUUAGUGGCCAAGAAGUGAACAAAAAACUACCAUGGUAUAUUACACAUCUGCCUAUAGUAACUAACUCAAACCCUAACCCUAUAGUAUACUACACCUACCAUCACUGUCCCUCAUCUCUUUAUUCAAGACUGUGGGGGGAAAUUGGGAAGAACAAAAAAAAUGCUAAGUUGUCUGAAACCCAUAGAUUGUGGACUCGGGACACUCAUUGAACAUGUAAGGCACCGUAUAAUUCACUGAUUCUUUGUAUUUACGCCUAAAUUAAUAGCAUCAACUGGGAGCUGUUUGGUGGAGACCUAUUUGUAAAGUGAAUAAAGGCUAUUCUGAGAACAACAA